AUGGCGCUCCGUCGCGUCCUGAUUACCCGCAACCCCCUGACGGCCGCCAUGAACUGCGUCCUCCGUCGCUCCAUGGCCUCAGUAGCCGACGACAUGACGGUGCGAGACGCGCUGAACACGGCCCUGGACGAGGAGCUCGCGCGCGACGACCGAGUGUUUCUCCUGGGCGAAGAAGUGGCCGAGUACAAUGGCGCGUACAAGGUCUCGAAGGGGCUCUGGGAGAAGUACGGCGACAAGCGCAUCAUCGACACGCCCAUCACGGAGCAAGGCUUCACCGGCCUCGCUGUGGGCGCCGCUUACCACGGCACGAAGCCCAUUGUCGAGUUUAUGACGUUCAACUUUGCCAUGCAAGCUAUUGACCAGAUUAUCAACUCGGCUGCCAAGCAGUUUUACAUGUCGAACGGGGACAUUAGUGUACCCAUUGUCUUUCGAGGCUCGAACGGACCUGCUGCGGGAGUGGCGGCCCAACACUCGCAGUGCUAUGCUGCGUGGUACGGCAGCGUGCCCGGUCUUAAGGUAGUCUGUCCGUACGACUCGGAGGACGCCCGUGGUCUGCUGAAGGCUGCUAUCCGUGACCCCAACCCUGUAGUAGUGCUGGAGAACGAGCUUUUGUACGGUGUCACGUUCCCCGUGUCCAAAGAGGCGCAGGACAAGGACUUUACGAUCGAGAUUGGGAAGGCGAAAAUCAUGAAGCCAGGCAAGGACGUGACCCUUGUCGCUUUUUCUCGCAUGGUGGGUGAAGCGCUUGAAGCUGCUUCUAUUUUGGCCAAGGAGGGCAUUGACGCCGAAGUGAUCAACCUCCGCUCCAUUCGCCCGUUCGAUCGCCAAGCUAUCAUUGACUCUGUGAAGAAGACCAACCGCAUGGUGUCCAUUGAAGAAGGAUGGGGCCAGCAUGGUAUUGGCGCUGAGAUCGCUGGUAUCGUCAUGGAGACUGAGGCUUUUGACUACCUAGACGCACCUCUGGAGCGCGUGACGGGAACGGACGUGCCCAUGCCGUACGCUGAUAACUUGGAAAAGUUGUGCCUUCCCCAAGUCGAUGACAUUGUUGCCGCUGCCAAGCGCACGGUGGCUCGCACGCUGUAA
Peronospora matthiolae is the source of this 1083-nucleotide messenger RNA. The record is from the annotation of a GenBank genome assembly. Lineage: Eukaryota; Oomycota; Peronosporomycetes; Peronosporales; Peronosporaceae.